UCUCGGAGCGGUCUCCGAGUCAGUUGUCCUCAACUCUUCAGUCGUCGAACAUCACACAAAGAGUCCUGCAACGCGCACCGUACACGUGCUUUAUCUACAGAGAUGAGCCGCACUAUCGCGUCGUGACAAUCAUCCAAUUGGACUCGUACUUAAAAUGUAAACAGCAGCUUUCGCAUUGUGAAUCGCCGAAGUGUUCGAACAAAAAUAAAAUAUACGAAAAGAACUAUGUGCGACGUCGUCGGGGUUUGUGUUAUCGUUCUGGUCUGUCUGGCCACUUGGACCAAUGCGAUUCAGGAAAAUUCGGCCUCCGGGGAACAACGCGGAAUGAUCCAAGACUCCAUAAAGCCAUUAAUUAACUUGAGAAACGCCAUAAAACGCGACAGAAUGGAAAUCAAACGUGAAGGCAGGAAAAUAAGGAAAGACACAUCUAUAGUACCACAUCCAAAAUCAUAUCACUAUCCUCAAGGGUCACGAAGGGAGUACCACACAAGAAACGACACACUUCCGGUGUUCUCCAAGUGGACUGCGUGGUCUCGGUGCGUGGACUGCCAUCAAAGAAGGAUGAGGAGUUGUGUGAAGCCCAACUGGUGCGACUCGAGGACUUACGAGGAGAGGGUGUGCGACUCGAGGAAGUGCAGGAGGAAGACCAGGAAACGAGGCGACUUCCAUGUGGUUCAUUUCAACAAGAAUAGCAACUAUCUCUUGAAACAAGCCCCCUCGGACAUUUGGAGCAGAUGGCAGGACUGGAGUCAAUGCUCCCCGAAAUGUAAAUCGUACAGGGUCAGGUACUGCAAGAAGCCGGGCAGAUGUCGCAAAGACAUGCAGGUCCAAAACGCCUACUGUUACUUCCGAGGCUCCCAGUGCGAACAAUACGUCCUCAGUCUGACCGACACCCGAAGAUAUUCCGAUAACAGAAGGUACGAGUACGGGAAUGAGACUCAACCAAUUCACAGGAAGACUAGGAAGAAAUGUGGAAGGAGGUACAAGACCUCCAGGAUGUUGAAGAUAAUUGGAGGGGUGGAGAGUAAGAAGAACAAGUGGCCCUGGCACGUGGCCAUUUUAAAUAUGUACAAUGAAGUAUUCUGUGGAGGAACAUUGAUAGCACCAAGAUGGGUGCUAACAGCUAGUCACUGCAUACGCAGCACCUUAAAGGUGAAACUGAAUGAGCACGACCUAUCUUACAACGAUGGAAGGGAAAUACAGAUGAAAGUGUUCAAGAUGUUCCCCCAUCCCAACUUCAACUCCAGAACAGUCGACAACGACAUAGCUUUGUUGUUGUUGCCCAAAGCAGUCAACUUGCCCGUAGCUUGCCUGCCCAAAAGAAGGGCCAAAGCCGGCGAACAAUGCUCAGUAAUGGGUUGGGGGAAGCUCAAUUCCUUCCAUAAGUACGGAACAUCAAUUUUGAAUGAAGCCAAGCUGCCAAUAAUUCAGGCCAAAACCUGCAGGAGGUCCUACCGCCAGUUCCACAUCACCGAAAACAUGCUGUGCGCCGGCUGGAUGUCCGGCAAAAUGGACACGUGCGCCGGCGACAGCGGUGGAGGCUUGAUGUGCCCCGUGAGGAGGCACAACCGCACCAUAUACCGAAUCAGUGGCAUCACCAGCUUCGGAGAUGGCUGCGGCAAGAGCAAUAAGUUCGGCAUCUACACCACAGUGUUCAACUAUGUUCCUUGGAUCAACUACGUCAUCGAGCAUUAUUCUUAGCUAAUAUUGUUAUGACAGUGAUUGUCGCUAACUAGAAAAAUCACUCAUGCGUUUGCAUUUUAAAACACUGUGAUCUACCGCCUAUUUUUUUCCUGUUUAAGCCUUUAUUACUAUGUAAAUACCACUAAGUGAUUAAUUUAUUUUAACUUUAUAGAUAGUUUCAAUUGAUUGACACUAGUUUAAUGCGCUUCAUAGUAUUUAUUUAAAGUUUUUAUAGUUGUACAUUAUUUAUUUUAAUUGACCUAAUAAAUAUUUGUAACUA
Molecule: messenger RNA, 1963 nt
Organism: Aethina tumida (small hive beetle)
Lineage: Eukaryota; Metazoa; Arthropoda; Insecta; Coleoptera; Nitidulidae
Product: plasminogen
Exons: 6
Coding region: 226-1701 (491 amino acids)
Biological process (GO): proteolysis
Molecular function (GO): serine-type endopeptidase activity
Source: RefSeq, a predicted model, not a curated record